Armigeres subalbatus is the source of this 2054-nucleotide messenger RNA. RefSeq lists its product as uncharacterized. The record is from RefSeq and is a predicted model, not a curated record. Bases 726 to 2054 code for a protein of 442 amino acids. The transcript has 2 exons. NCBI's taxonomy places the organism in Eukaryota, Metazoa, Arthropoda, Insecta, Diptera, Culicidae.
CUCAUAUUUCACCUCUUAGUUGCUAAGCGCUUUCGGCGCAAACCGACUUCUCCGAAUUCUGUCCUAUUCUCUCUUUCGUUGCAUUGAUCACCGAUUGGUCAUUCUUUACAUAAUAUAUAUACAUAUCUGACUCCAAGCGUCUCCAGUAGGAAGAGUUGAAAACCUCAAGUAAUUUUAAUAAACCACACUUGUGUUUUAACCAUCGUCGGAUACGUGUCGUGAUGUAACUGAUAUAUCACAUCCGUGGAAUUCUGAGCAGGACACGUCAUGGCGACCAACUGACAGAGAUAAAAACCAAAAAUGUAUAGUGAAUGUUUACAAGCAAGAACAAAAAUCCCACACAUAAAGAGAAGAAGAAAGCGGUACCGUUCCAGAUGGGCUAACCGGCAACUUGGAGCGGCCCCGAUGUACAAAACAGAGAUAUGCAGUCUAUCCAGUGCGAUGCUCCGGUGUCGAAAUCCAAUACUCGGACGUCGAAACGAGCGUUGAGGAGUGCGCCUCCGUUCUGCAAUAUCAACGUGAUGCUAUCUGCAAUCCGAGCCGUUCAGAGACGACGAAAAUCGUAAGUCCGUGAAAUUUUUUUUUUGUAAGAGUGAGUUUCCUAUUUAGCAAGAAAUUUCAAAAUAACUCAAUUUAUUUUCAAUAUAGUGUAUCUCGAAAUCUCGGUUUCAUUUGAAUUAGAUAAAAUAAAUUCAAAAAUAUUGGCAUUACAAGUUAUUUAGUGAAUGGAUAUUGAAAUACAUAAACGUGUAAUCGAUAGCCACAUUGCACACUUAAAUUCAAUUCUUAGCAAUCUAAAAAAAGCUCCUAAUCGUAUAUACCAAAGAAAAACUUUAACUACAAAACUUAAUGAUGCUCGUUCAACAUAUACUUCAAUUACAAAUGUGUUAGCCGAAUAUGAAUCAGAGUACUCCGAAAAUGAAUUUCUUUUCUUGUAUAAAUGUACGCGCCAAAUCUAUGGUGAAAUACAUACGUUGAUUUUAGCAAAACUUGAGUACGCAGGUAUUCAUACAAUAAGUAUUUAUUCACUUGCGUGUGUUGUACAUUUUAUUCAAAAACUUAAAUCUAGGAUCAGAGGCAAAAUGGCAAAAGUUGACAUUAAGUUGGGCACCACCCUCGUACAAAUGUACGACGGUGCUCCUGAAAAUCUAGACGCUUUCAUCGACGCAGUCAAUCUAUUCAAUGAUACUGUUGUUAAUGACUUCGCUGCAUCGACCGCCGCACAGCAAGCCGCAGCUCAGGUUACGGUAGAAAGAUUUGUCAAAUCGCGACUCACUGGAGUUGCACGUCAGGUUAUUGCUGAAACCAAUGACCUGCAAGGUAUUUUAGACGCAGUUAAGCAACACUGCGAAUCUAAAAUUACCUCUGACAAUAUCGCUGCAAAAUUAAAAGCUGUGAAACAGAAGGAGUCAGCAGAGUCAUUCUGCAAUACAGUUGAACAACUAACUGCUCAGCUUAGGUCGGUCUAUGUAAGAGAGCAAAUUCCAGUAAACAGAGCAAACGCGAUGGCUACCAAAAAGGGAGUUGAAGCUCUCAUUGAUGGGGUCAGAAAUAAUGACACGAAAAUUAUUUUGAAGGCUGGGACCUUUACCAAAAUUUCAGAUGCUACACAAAAACUCAUGGAAAAUGAUAAACCAAUCCCUGCACAAAUGUUCACUAUUAGUAGUACUCAACAAAACAACCGCGGAAGAAAUUUCAACAAUGGCCGAGGAAAUGGGCGUGGUCAUUUCCAAAAUUACAGAGGAAGUCAAAACAACUUCCAAAGGAAUCAUCCUAACCGAGGAAACUUCAGCGGUUAUCGCGGAAAUUUACACGGUAGAGGUAACUAUAAUGGAAGAAGACCUUACCAUCAACGAGGACAUUUUUUGCAAAGAGGACAUCCCAAUCCUCAUUAUGGAAUGUACGUGGCCCAAAACAUUCCUCAACAAUUAAACCAAACCCCUGUUUUUCAACCAAUGCAAAACAAUAUGCAACCCUCGCUACUUACCCAUCAACCAGUGCAACAGACACAAUCUAUUUUUUUAGGCCAACCUCAAGGGCAGUAUAUGCCAUAA